This is a messenger RNA of Bombyx mori (domestic silkworm), 624 nucleotides long. RefSeq lists its product as uncharacterized. The transcript has a single exon. The coding region runs from base 1 to 624 and encodes 207 amino acids. NCBI's taxonomy places the organism in Eukaryota, Metazoa, Arthropoda, Insecta, Lepidoptera, Bombycidae. The record is from RefSeq and is a predicted model, not a curated record.
AUGCAAAAGAAAUUAUGUUUCGCGUUGUCAUUCGGCGUCUGGUGGUUGGCUGAGUCAGCGCCCGCCGGCCUCGGCGAGAUCGGGUUCGACAAACUUGACACCGACAUCGCAAACCUACGCUACGACGAAGACAUAGAUAGCUUCUCGAAAUUACUGGACGAAACCGAUAAUGCUAUUAACAAAGACGCUAAAAGUAAAUUAACCACAUCGGGCUUCAAAAAGAAAACAACAGCCAAUAAAGGACUGGAAAGCGCACACGACAUAGGUGAUUUGAAAAAAUUCUACAAAGCAAUCGGUGCUAUCGAUAAAGGUGAUUAUGAAAAUGACGAUAUAUACGGUACAGCUCAAGGACUUGCCGGCAAAAGUGUUGGUAUAAAAGGGAACGAGGAAAGGAAAUACCGGAAAGGUACUAAAACACGCGGAUUCCAUAGAAUUCAUCACAAGGACGAAUUUAAAAAAGAUAAACUAUUUUACGAAGAUGACGAGACGAAGGGAACGAUCAGUAAGGUAGGGGCAAAGGGACUCGGUGUGAAGGUGACUGCAGGAGCUGGAUUCGACAAAGGGCAUUUCCAACGCGAUCACAAAAAAGGAAUAUACGGCAAACAAGGUUUUCUGGAUCAGUGA